Hyaena hyaena (striped hyena) is the source of this 1902-nucleotide messenger RNA. It is a transcript of the gene ADRA1B, whose product is annotated as adrenoceptor alpha 1B. The record is from RefSeq and is a predicted model, not a curated record. Gene Ontology annotation, molecular function: alpha1-adrenergic receptor activity. Gene Ontology annotation, cellular component: membrane. The transcript has 2 exons. Gene Ontology annotation, biological process: regulation of vasoconstriction; cell-cell signaling; phospholipase C-activating G protein-coupled receptor signaling pathway. The coding region runs from base 317 to 1876 and encodes 519 amino acids. Lineage: Eukaryota; Metazoa; Chordata; Mammalia; Carnivora; Hyaenidae.
CCCCUGCCCGCCGCCCCACCCGCGCCGCUCCCCGCCUGGCCGGCCCGGCGCGCCUGACGCGGACCAUUAAACUUGGAGCUGCCGCCUCGGCCCCUCUCUCGCCUCCGCCUCCCUCUGACAGCCGGGCGAGCGGGCGGCUCGGUGCAGGCAGGAGACGCGCCGCCGGGCUGGGCUGCCCGCGGGGGAGAUGAGUCCUCGCCGGGAGGGCGCCUCCGGGAAGAAGACCGAGGGCGAAGCAAAGUUGCAGGGCAGCUGAGGAGCUCGGCCGCAGCCCUUCCAGCCCGCUCACCCCAGGCUAUGGAGGGCCGACUCUAAAAUGAAUCCCGAUCUGGACACCGGCCACAACACAUCAGCACCUGCCCACUGGGGAGAGUUGAAAAAUGCCAACUUCACUGGCCCCAACCAGACCUCGAGCAACUCCACACUGCCCCAGCUGGACAUCACCAGGGCCAUCUCCGUGGGCCUGGUGCUGGGCGCCUUCAUCCUCUUCGCCAUCGUGGGCAACAUCGUGGUCAUCUUGUCGGUGGCCUGCAACCGUCACCUACGGACGCCCACCAACUACUUCAUCGUCAACCUGGCCAUUGCCGACCUGCUGCUGAGCUUCACCGUGCUGCCGUUCUCGGCCGCCCUGGAAGUGCUUGGCUACUGGGUGCUGGGACGGGUCUUCUGUGACAUCUGGGCCGCCGUGGACGUCCUGUGCUGCACGGCCUCCAUUCUGAGCCUGUGCGCCAUCUCCAUCGAUCGCUACAUUGGGGUGCGCUACUCUCUGCAGUACCCCACACUGGUCACCCGCAGGAAGGCCAUCUUGGCGCUGCUCAGCGUCUGGGUCUUGUCCACAGUCAUCUCCAUCGGGCCUCUCCUUGGGUGGAAGGAGCCCGCGCCCAAUGAUGACAAAGAAUGUGGGGUCACCGAAGAACCCUUCUACGCCCUCUUCUCCUCCCUGGGCUCCUUCUACAUCCCUCUGGCGGUCAUUCUGGUCAUGUACUGUCGCGUCUACAUCGUUGCCAAGAGGACCACCAAGAACCUGGAGGCGGGAGUCAUGAAGGAGAUGUCCAAUUCCAAGGAGCUGACCCUGAGGAUCCACUCCAAGAACUUUCAUGAGGAUGCCCUCAGCAGUACCAAGGCCAAGGGCCACAACCCCAGGAGUUCCAUAGCUGUCAAACUUUUUAAGUUCUCCAGGGAAAAGAAAGCAGCCAAGACCUUGGGCAUUGUGGUCGGUAUGUUCAUCUUGUGCUGGCUACCCUUCUUCAUCGCUCUACCACUUGGCUCCCUGUUCUCCACCCUGAAGCCCCCCGACGCCGUGUUCAAGGUGGUGUUCUGGCUGGGCUACUUCAACAGCUGCCUCAACCCCAUCAUCUACCCGUGCUCCAGCAAGGAGUUCAAGCGCGCCUUCGUGCGCAUCCUCGGGUGCCAGUGCCGCGGCCGCCGCCGCCGCCGCCGCCGCCGCCGCCGCCUGGGCGGCCGCGCCUACACCUACCGGCCGUGGACGCGCGGCGGCUCCCUGGAGCGCUCGCAGUCGCGCAAGGACUCGCUGGACGACAGCGGCAGCUGCCUCAGCGGCAGCCAGCGGACCCUGCCCUCGGCCUCGCCCAGCCCCGGCUACCUGGGCCGCGGCGCGCCGCCGCCCGUCGAGCUGUGCGCCUUCCCGGAGUGGAAGGCGCCCGGCGCGCUCCUGAGCCUGCCCGCGCCCGAGCCCCCCGGCCGCCGCGGCCGCCGCGAGUCGGGCCCGCUCUUCACCUUCAGGCUCCUGUCCGAGCCCGAGAGCCCCGGGGCCGACGGCGGCGCCAGCGACGGCGGCUGCGAGGCGGCGCCCGACGUGGCCAACGGGCAGCCCGGCUUCAAAACCAACAUGCCCCUGGCGCCCGGGCAGUUCUAGGGCCCCGGGGAGGGGGGAGAAACCGU